AUGCCGCCCUCACAACAAUAUCGAGUUUCCGACCCACCCGAUUCCCCUGCGAAUGACUCCGAUUCCGAUCUUGACCUAGACAUCCAGGAGCUCGAUCCAAUAUCAACCACCCCAGCUCCAAGGGCCAACAACGAGCGCCCUUCGACUGAGCCUCAGACCUCGCGGAUAGCACUGCGAAAUUUGCGCAUGGGUGGAGUGCGGCGCGCUGGAAAGAGGAAUCGGGGGUACGGGGACCUCGGUCAGGACAGAGAUGGAAAUGACGAGCAUUCGCAGGCAUUACUAGGGGAGUCCAACAGUAGCACGCCUAGAUGGUCAGAAGGAAGCUAUAACGAGGAUGACCAACCAUUGCUGGGAGGACAACCUUCUCAGAGCCGGAGGUCGCUCAACUCGGACCGAGUCUCUUCAAGACUGCGACUCCCUAGCUUCAUGUCGAGUACCAAGAAACCAGAACCGAGCGACGCGGAAGACCAAGAAGAUGACGACCCAUCCGCAGCCCGACAUGUGGCCGUGGGCUCAGCCCAGCCCGUACGCUUCCCGAACAACAUUAUCUCAAACGCCAAAUAUACAGCCUUGACGUUUCUCCCCAUUACGCUCUACAACGAAUUCUCCUUCUUCUUCAACAUGUACUUUCUUCUCGUGGCAUUGUCACAGGCGAUACCGGCCUUGAGAAUUGGCUACUUGCUAACAUAUAUCGCCCCAUUGGCAUUCGUGCUUUGUAUCACUAUGGGAAAAGAGGCCUUUGACGAUAUCGCCCGGCGGCGAAGAGAUACAGAGGCAAACUCAGAAGAAUACAAGAUUCUUGUCUUUCAGGAUGCCGAUUCAAGCCAGGCGCCCGUACGGCAAAGAAAAUUACUCAAGUCGGAGGUGCUGCAGAAGCACUCGAGGAAGAAGUCAAAGGGAGCGCGAGAGAAUCUCUCCGACAUUCUGGAGGAAGAGAACGUUGAGGCGCCCCCGCCAGCUUCAAGAGCUAUUGAGGUCAGCCGCAAGUCUAAGGACUUGAAGGUUGGUGACGUCCUUGUACUUUCAAAGGGUCAACGUGUACCUGCCGAUGUCGUUAUCUUAAAAUGCUAUUCUUCCGAAGCGCCCGCCCCUGCACCGAUCCCUGAGGAGCCCGCUGAAGAGGAGGCUCUGCUAGCGUUUGACGGCGACGACACUCAAGGAAAGGGGAAGCAGCCCGCGGAAGCAACCCCUGAACAAGAGGCCGAGAGCGGACCUGGGGGCGAAACCUUCAUCAGGACUGACCAGUUGGAUGGUGAAACGGACUGGAAGCUCAGACUUGCUUCUCCGCUUACGCAGAACUUACCGACUGAGGAGUUUGUCCGUCUUCGUGUUACUGGAGGAAAGCCGGACAGGAAGGUCAACGAGUUUCUGGGUACAAUCGAGCUGGUCGAGUCUCGACAAGAUGCAUUGGCGCAUCAUGCCACAGUACAAGAUUCCGAUGCUUCUCAUACAGCUGCUCUAUCGAUCGACAAUACAGCAUGGGCCAAUACCGUCAUUGCCUCUCAAGCCAUAACCCUGGCUGUCAUCAUGUACACUGGCCCCCAGACACGAUCCGCCUUAUCGACAGACCCUUCACGCUCCAAGACUGGCUUGCUCGAAUACGAGAUCAAUUCAUUGACCAAGAUCCUGUGCGCCCUGACAUUGGCCCUCUCGAUCAUUCUCGUUGCCCUCGAAGGUUUCGAGAACACUAAAGACAAUAUUUGGUAUGUCAAAAUCAUGCGAUUCUUGGUCCUGUUCUCUACUAUUGUCCCCAUCAGUCUUCGUGUCAACCUAGACAUGGGCAAGAGCGCGUAUUCCUGGUUCAUCCAACGAGACCCUGGAAUGCCUGGAGCAGUUGUUCGAACAAGUACUAUUCCUGAAGAUUUGGGCCGGAUUGAAUAUCUACUCAGCGACAAGACUGGUACCCUGACCCAAAACGAAAUGGAAAUGAAGAAGAUUCACGUCGGAACCGUUUCAUAUGCAAAUGAAGCAAUGGACGAAGUGUCAUCAUAUGUCAAACAAGGCUUCUACAUUCCUCCGUCAACAGACCAAGCAUCUCAGAACAUGCUCAUCACUCCAUCAUCCACAUACUCGAGCACUACGAAUAUGGGCACAACACGCACAAGACGAGAAAUUGGCACCCGUGUUCGUGAUGUAGUGCUUGCUCUCGCUCUUUGCCACAACGUCACACCCACUAGUGACAUUGAGGAUGGAAAAGAGGUCACAGGUUACCAGGCGUCUUCGCCUGACGAAAUUGCCAUUGUUAAGUGGACAGAAUCGGUUGGCUUGAAACUUGUAUACCGUGAUCGCAAGAGCAUGGUACUGGAAUACGCCAACAGCAAGAGGCCGGUAGUCCGCGUGCGGAUUCUUGACGUGUUUCCCUUCACUUCCGAGGGCAAGCGAAUGGGUAUCAUCGUUCACUUUCAUGAUGAUGUCAAGAACAAGAACCCAAGCCUGUCCAGUGGUGAAAUAUGGUUCUUUCAGAAGGGUGCUGAUACAGUCAUGAGCUCCAUCGUUGCAGCGAAUGACUGGCUUGACGAAGAAACUGCCAAUAUGGCCCGUGAAGGCCUGCGUACGCUUGUCGUCGGCCGGAAGAAGCUCUCGUACGAUCAGUUCAAGGAGUUUUCCGCCCGAUAUCAAGAAGCCGCGCUAUCUAUCAGUGGACGUGAUGCUGGCAUGCAACGGGUGGUCUCCCACUACUUGGAACAUGAUCUUGAACUUAUUGGUGUGACUGGUGUAGAGGACAAACUCCAAAAAGAUGUCAAGCCCUCUCUAGAGCUGCUUCGCAACGCUGGCAUCAAGAUUUGGAUGUUGACUGGUGACAAGGUGGAGACUGCGAGAUGUGUCGCCGUCAGCUCCAAGCUUGUGGCUCGUGGUCAAUACAUCUACACCGUUUCGAAGCUCAAGAAGAAGGAUAACGCCCAGCAACAUCUUGAUUUUCUCCGAAGCAAAACGGAUGCUUGUCUUCUUGUAGACGGCGAGAGCUUGGCGCUCCUUCUGACACAUUUCCGCAUUGAGUUUAUUUCCAUCGCUGUCCAGUUACCUACCGUGGUUGCUUGUCGAUGCUCACCAAACCAAAAAGCGGAGGUGGCCAAGCUCAUUAGAGAAUACACCAAGAAGCGUGUCUGCUGUAUUGGCGAUGGUGGCAACGAUGUCUCUAUGAUCCAGGCUGCCGAUGUCGGUGUCGGUAUUGUUGGUAAAGAAGGUCGACAGGCUAGUUUGGCGGCCGAUUUCUCCAUUGAGCAGUUCUGUCAUCUUGUUAAGCUCUUGGUCUGGCAUGGUCGUAACAGUUACAAGCGGAGCGCUAAGCUCGCACAGUUUGUCAUCCAUCGUGGUUUGAUCAUUGCUGUGUGCCAGACCAUGUAUAGUAUCGCCAUCAAGUUUGAGCCCGAGGGCUUGUACAAGGAUUGGUUACUUGUUGGCUAUGCUACGGUGUAUACUGCAGCCCCUGUGCUGUCACUUGUACUGGACAAGGAUGUGGACGAGAAUCUCGCCAAUCUCUACCCUGAGCUGUACAAGGAGCUCACAACUGGACGAUCACUCUCAUACAGGACUUUCUUCGUCUGGGUGUUUGUAUCCAUUUACCAAGGCGGUAUGAUCCAAGGCUUGUCGCAACUCCUUACCGAAGUGGACGGCCCCAGAAUGGUUGCUGUUAGUUAUACCGUUCUUGUCCUCAACGAACUUCUCAUGGUGGCCAUUGAGAUCACCACUUGGCAUCCCAUCAUGAUCGUCAGCAUCAUCGGUACCUUCCUUUUCUAUAUUGGUUCGAUACCUUUCUUGGGCGGGUACUUUGACCUCGGAUUCUUGAUAACAUGGUAA
Fusarium sp. VM40 is the source of this 3798-nucleotide messenger RNA. The record is from the annotation of a GenBank genome assembly. NCBI's taxonomy places the organism in Eukaryota, Fungi, Ascomycota, Sordariomycetes, Hypocreales, Nectriaceae.